AUGGAGUGUUUGGGAGGUGUCAGCAGGUACCGGUGAUAGAUGUAUACAAAUACGAAGUUUCACCACCUACCCUCCAGCGCUUGAAAAUGAUCUUAGAGAAGCUGUUGCACAGAGGUUUUACAUGGCAAGAUGAUUAUACACAGUACAUUAUUGCACAUGAACUCUCAAAUCUUCAUAAGAUCCAUGACUGGCACCCUGAGACAUUCUCAUCUGAAGAGUCUGCUUUACGAAGGACUUCAAAGCAAAGUUCUGAAAGCAACAUGAAUUUAGGCAUGGAAAAGGAUGUGAACUUUGCCAAGUCUCCUCAGGAAUACCUUGCCUACCUGGAUAUUCUCUCCCAGUCUGCAAAUCCAAAUUCAUAUUCAAGGAUAAAGACCAACAAAGCCUCCAUUAAGACUGAUAACAUCCCACCUAAAAACAUGAUCAACUACAUGGUGCAGAAUUCUAAAGGAAGAACGUCAACUUUGACUCACCCAGCAGCAGCCCACCCAAGUUACAUUGAAAACUUCCCAGGAAGAACCUUCAGUCAUCCACAAAUGGAUAAAUUCCCCAUAAAGCCCGAAGAACAAUUUGACAGAAAGGCCCUUUUGGCGGCAUUAAAUGCAUAUAUCACUCAGAAGGUGGAAGCAAAACACCUUGAUGGAAGUUCGUCUGUUAGCAGGACUAAAGAGUCUUCUUCCUAUAGGUUCAAGCCUCCUCAGAUUGACCAGCUGGAUGGAACACUGUUCAAAGAAAAUACAGGAGAUUUUGAAAUGAGGCCACCAUUCUUACGGAGACCUGGAUCUGCACUGGCAUCUGGUUCUGCCCAGAGUGAUUUGAGGCUUCCUCUAACUCCUGUAGAUGAAAUAUUUAUUCAAGACGUUCUGAGGGACCUGAUGAAAUAUCAUGUGGAUGUAGAUAAGCUGAGCCCACUGGAGCUGGAUGAGAUGGCUGAUAUCAUUGCUGAUGCGAUUCAAGCUGUUGAUGUUGAUGAAGAAAGAAAAAAUGCCAUUGGGAAGGUUGGAGGAGAGAGAGAAGAAAAGGGUGUGGAUUCAGAAGGGAAAGAAGAAGAUUAUGAAAUGAAAUUAAUGAGUAAAGGUUAUCACAUGCAAGAUGCAGGAACACAGAAUAAAGAUGCCACAGCUAAAAAAGAGGACAGCCAUUUGGGUACAAAACUACUUGAUUUCCUGAAUGAGAAUUUGGCAACUGGAAAUCUGCCUAAAGAGCCUUUGUCCAAAGAGAUGUUUAAAACAGAAAUAAAGAAAUCUGAGGAUUUAGAUCUCUCCUCUUCCUCGGAGGAAGUGAAAGCUGGGAUUGAAAAUGUGAAGAGUGAAACAUUCUCAAGGGAACUGAUAGCUGAAAAGAAAGAUGAGUCGGAAGCUAACUCUCAAGAGCUGACUGAGCUUCAUCACUGGAUUAAGAAUACUUUGAUUCAGGAUGAAAGUACUUAUGAGGAAACUAAAAACAAGAUGGGAGAAGGCCUCCAGCUUGAUGCAAAGUCUAAAGAAGAGGAGUAUGGCUACAUUGUGACAGAGAAAGACCCUCUCACUGAAGAAAAGGGUUUGGAGUUAAUCAGGGAAGUUGCGGUUCUUCUGAAGCUCCAGAUGACAGCCUUUGCUGAUAUCAACAUGCUGGGGCCAGCUGUGACCUUCAAAGUGCACUCAAAUGCCCUCAAUGUCACCACAGCUGAUGUUGCCAAAGCAGCAGCUGACAACAAAGACAUGCUUGAAAAAACAACAGGACUGAAAAUUUUACAGAUUGGCAUGGGAGAGAAAAAGAAGCUGCAGCUUUUGCCCCAUCGUGCCCAGGAAGAGGAAGACACCACCAAGUUCAUCAUAUUAACACUCCUCUCCAUCGCCUGCAUUUUUGGGGUCCUUGUGGCCUCUGGGGUCAUCUACUGCCUCCGCCACGGUUCUCACCACAAACUAAAGGAGAAGUUAACUAGCCUGGGUUCGGACACCAGUUCUGAUGCCACCGCUGCUUAUCAGGAGCUGUGCCGUCAGCGUAUGGCAGUAAAAUCGUCAGAUCACCCAGAGCCUCUGCAUACUUCUCGUAUUAACAGCAUAUCUUCACAGUUCAGCGAUGGACCCAUUCCAAGUCCCUCUGCUCGAAGUAGUACUUCAUCCUGGUGUGAAGAACCAGUGCAAUCCAACAUGGACAUCUCCACAGGUCACAUGAUACUGUCCUAUAUGGAAGACCACUUGAAGAACAAGAAUCGUCUGGAGAAAGAAUGGGAAGCGCUUUGUGCUUAUCAGGCUGAACCCAAUGCAAUGACCAUUGCACACAAGGAAGAAAAUGUCCAGAAGAAUCGCUCACAAAUUGUAGUAGCAUAUGAUCACUGCAGAAUAUGUUUGAAAGCAGAAAACAGUCAUGACAAUUCAGAUUACAUCAAUGCAAGUCCAAUAAUGGACCAUGAUCCUAGGAACCCUGCAUAUAUAGCUGCUCAGGGCCCCCUGCCUUCUACCGUCACAGACUUUUGGCAGAUGGUCUGGGAAAACGGCUGUGUCGUUAUUGUCAUGCUGACACCCCUUGCUGAAAAUGGAGUCAAACAGUGCUACCACUAUUGGCCAGAUGAAGGGUCAAACCUCUACCAUAUCUACGAGGUAAAUUUAGUCUCUGAACACAUCUGGUGUGAAGAUUUCCUUGUGAGAAGCUUUUACUUGAAAAACCUUCAAACUAAUGAGACUCGGACAGUGACACAGUUCCAUUUCCUUACCUGGCAUGACCAGAAAGUUCCUGCAUCCACAAGGUCCCUUCUGGAUUUCCGCAGAAAAGUAAACAAGUGCUACCGGGGUCGUUCUUGUCCAGUAAUUGUUCAUUGCAGUGAUGGUGCUGGAAGAAGUGGAACCUACAUCCUAAUUGACAUGGUUCUCAAUAAAAUGGCCAAAGGUGCUAAAGAGAUUGAUAUUGCUGCUACUCUGGAACACUUGAGAGACCAGAGACCUGGCAUGGUGGAGACAAAGGAACAGUUUGAGUUUGCCUUGACAGCAGUUGCAGAAGAAGUGAACGCAAUACUAAAAGCACUUCCACAGUGAGCAGCUCCUUCUCCCUUGGAGGUUCCCAAAGGGGACUUUCUGUUUCAUUAUCCUUGGUCUCUGUGAAUGUUGUUGGAAACCAUGACCUGACCUUAACUGUGUGUCUGCUAUUGUAACCACAUAUUUGAUAGGGUCUUUAACAACUUCUAUUGCCAGUUAAAGUUCAACAGUUAAUGUGUAUUCUGUUCUUGUACAAUAUUCAGAAAUAAUAAUACACUGAGGCCUUGGCUUAAGUGACAAGAACAAUCCCUCUCGUUCUUUUACAACCAUGAACCCCUAAAUUUCACACGUUGAAAGCACACAUACACCUUGUUAAUAGAAACUAUGAAGUAUUGUAGUAAGCUGUACAUUCAGUGUAUCUUUGGCAACAUAGUGUUCACUUAUGUUUUUGUAACUUUUCCAGGACUGAAUAAAAGAAGCAGGAGGCCUAAUUAUUUUUUUUAAAGAAAGAAUUGGGAUUGUUCUUACAAAGGCCAGGCAAGCCCACAGAACAAUACUUGCACGUGUUAGUAAAUAUAGGUCUGACAUCUUGCUGUAACACUUCAUGCUGCGCCUUGGCGAAGUGAUGUUUCUCUUAACUGUUGUUUACUUUUCAACUUUGUGCAAUGAAUAGAAGCAGAUCUGAGCUCUGAGCUCUGAGUCCAGAGACCUACACAGUUAUUGCAUCUAUGGAGUAAAAGUCAGUCUAAGUUUCCAAAGAGCACAGAAAACUUUCAUUGUAUGUCACUGCCCUGACAGGGAAAGGAAGGCAGAAUAAUUGAACUUCAAUGGAUUUGGAAGCCCUUGGGCUUAUAGCUUAUUGAGUGAUGAUUUCUUUUUUUCUUUUUUUAAUUAGAGACGACAGUGCAUCUUUGUGUUUAUAUCUUGAGAUUAAUUUCCCUUUUUUAAUAUUCAAAUAUGCACAGUAUUUUUAAAGACCAGAAAAGAGAUUCUUCUAAUAGCUGUUCAUAUCUAAUUUAAUUGCUAACAUAUUUAUUCAAAAUUAUAACAAGCUCUUUGGUAUACUUCUUUUCUUAAAUUUACAGAAUAAUUUUAAAGAUGUCAUUCCUUGCCUCCAGUUUUUAAUUUCUUUUAAAUUUUAUUACUUGCAAGUGUGUACUUUCAAGACAGCUGUCUUUUACUAUGAAAUGGUCAAAUAAUUCCAUAUGAAUCAUGAAGAAGGGGGAUGAUCAGCCCUCUUUCCAGACUUAUUCUUUGCAUAUACACAGCAGUGUAUGAGGAGAGUUUUAUGCCUCUAGCAUUUGUUGAUUUCAAAGGGAUUAAAACAUGCUAGUGGGAUGCAUCUUCAUUUGCUUGAGCUUUGAGUUAAAUUUUAAAAAAUACUUGAAUUACUCUGUAGUAUGCUAACUACUAAUUAUUUGUUUUGAUGCUUCUGGCAGUUGUUGUGGAUUUCAUUCCAAAGUACAUGUCUAUACAUUUCUAGUCAGAUAACCUUUUUUUAAAAUGUAUAAUUUGGCUAGAACAGGAAGAGCACAGCAUCUUGUGGAUGAAAUCAUACAUUGCAAUUCUUGGACACAGUCCAAGCACAGCUGCACUGCAUCCCAUUUAUUUCAAUGGGGGUCCCAAAACCUAUCCACCAAGCCCUACUACUAUGGAUUAUUCAUUUGAUCAUGCAGUUCCCAUUGAAAUCAGAUGUGUAUCAGCAGUGUUUGGAGGACUGGAUCCAUUAUCUCCAAUGUUUAAUGUAAGCAUAAAUGAAACCUAAUAAUUAAAGUAUUGUUUCAAAAAGC
This is a messenger RNA of Sceloporus undulatus (fence lizard), 4744 nucleotides long. RefSeq names its product protein tyrosine phosphatase receptor type N2 (gene PTPRN2). The record is from RefSeq and is a predicted model, not a curated record. Gene Ontology annotation, molecular function: protein tyrosine phosphatase activity. The transcript is spliced from 21 exons. Lineage: Eukaryota; Metazoa; Chordata; Lepidosauria; Squamata; Phrynosomatidae. The coding region runs from base 87 to 3014 and encodes 975 amino acids. Gene Ontology annotation, cellular component: secretory granule. Gene Ontology annotation, biological process: protein dephosphorylation.